AUGAGUUCUGAAGAUUGUGAUUUUGGAGAACUUUCCGAUGGUGGUGAUGAUUUCGAACAAUCUACCAAGGCUUCAUUUGAUGAUGAAACUGAAGAGCCUGUGAAAAAAGUUGCAAAACCAAAAGGAGCACCAGAACCAAAGAAAGCAAAACCAAAGGCAGUCAUGGCUAAGAAUCAAACAUCUAACACUAAUAUUCCAAAAAUUAAUAGAGUUUCUUUGAAUUUAGGCCAAAAAUUAAAUCUUCCCCCACCAAGAAGAAUUGGUUUAAGUAAAAGAUUACUUGCUCAUGAUAAGCCAAAAUAA
Trichomonas vaginalis G3 is the source of this 303-nucleotide messenger RNA. RefSeq lists its product as uncharacterized. The transcript has a single exon. Bases 1 to 303 code for a protein of 100 amino acids. NCBI's taxonomy places the organism in Eukaryota, Parabasalia, Trichomonadida, Trichomonadidae. The record is from RefSeq and is a predicted model, not a curated record.